GCCUAGGGUGCAACCCUAAAAAAAAAAGAAUCUUGCUUGGAGAUUUUUAUUUAAGCUCUCUCUCUCUCUCUCUCUCUCUCUCUCUCACACACACAGAGAAAUGUGAUGUGAGUAGUUUUUUUCAGUCUCUAAAAAUGCCCAGAUUCCAGAGGUUGGUACAGAAUUGCUUGUUAAUAAACUCAGGCAGUUAAAAGUUGUCCAGAGCUUUACAAUGCAGGCACUGCAUCUAUAAAGAAAACCAACGAGGUUUAUCAAAAAGAAAUGUAUCCUCUCAAAGAGCUUUCUAACUAGUUAAAUCAUUAAUUUCAGAGCACUCAAUUUUUUGUUCCCUUAUAAAAAAAUAUUAAAUCUGUAAAAAGAAUCUUUUUUCUUCUGUAAAAAGAACCUUUCUUGAACUCCAAGUUUAUGGAUGCAUGCUAGACCUUUUUUUGAAUUUGCAGUCUGAUCCCAAAACGACAUAGACCAGGUCACUUUAAACAUAAGUUUAAACAAUAAAGAGCAUUUUUAAUUAAUUACUUAUAUUCCGGGGCCAGGGAUCGCAUCCCAGCUGCAGAUGUGACCUGCACUGCACCUGUGGCACCACCCGAUCCCUUAACCCACUGCAUCAGGCUGGGGGCUGAACUUGCGCCUCUGCAGAAACCUGAGUCACUGCAGCUGGAUUCUUAGCCCACUGCACCACGGUGGGGACACCAGCAUGUAUUAUUAUUUCAGUCCAAUAAAUACCAGGCUGAAAUUCUACCACAAAAAAAGCUUUGAGUCUCAGCUGCAACCACAAAAGAGCUCUGAGGCACAGCGGACACUUCAAAAUACGUGGGCUCCUCACUGCUCAGGCCCGUGUUUACCCUCUGCUUUCUGUGCGCUCCACGCUAGUGACAGAGGGGACAAUCACGACCCGUGUGACUAGGUCUUGGGGUAGCUCAAAGUCCAAAGGAAAAUCCACAGCCCUGCACGCCCAUUAGUAUCAAAGGCUCUGCUCUGCCUGAGAGUAAAUUUAACAGAGAUAAGAUGGAAGAAAUUAGCAUUUUAAUACCGAACCACCAUGUGAUCCAGUGAUUCCACUUGCGGGUAUUUACUUGAAGGACAUGAAAGCACAGCCUCGAAAAGAUAGCUUCACCCUCGUGUUCACUGCAGCAUUGUUUACAAAAGCCAAGCCCCCCACACAAUGUGUCUAUCAACAGCUGAAUGCAUAAAGAAAAGGGGUACACAUACGCCCCCCCCCACUGGAACAUCACUCAGCUCUAAAAAGAAGGAAAUGAUGGCAUUUGUGCCAACAUGGAUAGACUUGGAGGCCACGACGCUAAGGGCGAUAAGUUAAACAGAGAAAGACAAACACUGUAUGGUCUCACGUGUGUAAUCUUAAAAAAAAAAGCCCACAAAACCGAACUCGUAGCUACAGAGAGAAGACCGAGGGGGAAGCGCCUUGCUGCUGAUGUGCGGCACCCACUGGCUAAGGUUUCAGGCGCGCUCUUCUUUCCCUGGCUGGGUAUUUGCGUUGCACCAUGGCACCCAAGGGCAAAGUGGGCACAAGAGGGAAGCAGCAGGUAUUUGAGGAGAACAAAGAGUCCCGCAUGUACCUGCGGAUCCCACCGGAAGCCAACACCAUUUACUGUCAUGGGACCUUGGUCGUCUUCUCAUCUGCCUUGUUUGGGGCCCAGAUGGCUCUGGGCUUCAGUCUGGCAGUUUAUGGGGCUGGCUACCACUCUAUGCGCUCGAUGGCAAGAGCAGCCUGCUCUGAGCAGGGGGCCCUGAUGGAUGGGGGAAUGCACCUCAGCAUGGAGCAGGGCAUGGCCGAGCACCUUAAGGAUCUGAUCCUACUGACAGCCACUCUGCAGAUGCUCAGCGGCUUCUCUCUCUGCAUCUGGCCCUCCUGGCUUCUGGCACCAGGCAGAGCCCUUUACCUCCUGUGGAUCUGUAGGAGAAAACGUCCCAAUAAAAAUGUACUGGGCCCUGGGUGCACAGCAGACCGUGGCAGCCCAGCACCAGAGUACGACGAAAAAAGGCAGCGCCGACAGGAGUGGUGGCAGAUGAAGUGGUUAUAGCCACCGACAUCGUGGCCACAGGUUUUUGGGCCCCGGGUGGCUCUGUCAAGCUGCAUAGCCCCUGUGCCAGGAGCUAUGAAAGCCUAGUCCAGGGGCCAAAAGAAGUCUAAGGCAUAAAACUGUUGAAUAAUUGGCUUACGA
This is a messenger RNA of Sus scrofa (pig), 2180 nucleotides long. Lineage: Eukaryota; Metazoa; Chordata; Mammalia; Artiodactyla; Suidae. The record is from RefSeq and is a predicted model, not a curated record.